AUGAAGCACAGGUCGCAUUUGAAGCAGCAGAAUAAGCAUUUCAAAAAGUUAAAGAACCAUAAGAAGAAUAAUAAGAGUGCGAAAAAUUUGCAAAAGAAGAAAAAAAAAAAUUUAAUACAAAAAUACAGUAGUAUCUUACAUCGGGCAUUUCAGUCCCAUAGUAGCAAAGUGAACAACAUAAAGAGUGAACUGGAGGAAAAAUCAAAGUAUAUACCUUUUUAUAAUUGCUUAAACAUCUGCCUGUUAGGGUUCCACGAAGACGCUGAUGUAUUAUCAUUCAAGAAAGAAUUUAUAAAAUAUCUCUGUGAAAAAAAUGGAGAUAAUAUCAUAACAGACACCAUAAAUUUGUAUGAUAUAUAUACAGUACACGCAGAAAAAAAAAAAAAAAGAUCCCUUGUAAUUUAUGAUAUUCCCAGAGACAUUUACGGAAUUAUAGAUGGAACAAAAUGUGCGGACAUUGUCUUGUGUAUAUUUAAGGAUGGAUCAAUUGAAAAUUCUUCGUUCGACGAAUUGGGUUACAACCUUUUGUCGCUUCUAAAAAUACAAGGUGUUCCUUCCGUCAUCGGGGUGGGUUAUAACACAGACGAAAGCAGUAAAUAUUCUCAAAAAUUUGUGACUAGAUAUUUUAAUUCAGAAUUUACUCAACAUGAUAAAAUCUUUUUCAUCAACGGUAGUAAUGGUGGUAGCACUGACCACUUAAGCAGCAAUGGUGAUUUUUACAAACUGUACAGCGAAAUUAUGAAUAUGAAAAUACGAAACGUUUCUUAUAGGGAGGGAAGAGGUUACAUGAUGGUUAAUUCUUAUGCGUAUAAUGAGGAAACGGACUCCAUAUAUUUAAAGGGUUUUGUCAAAGGAGCAGGGUUUAAUACCAAUAACCCUAUACACAUAACAAGCGCCGGUGAUUAUUACAUUGAUGAUAUAUAUGUCAUAGAUGUGAUGACAUCGAAGAGAAAUAAUGGUGAUGAAAAAACGGAAAAACAGAUAAAUGGCUUGAGCCAAAGGAACCAAAGUGAAGGAAUAAAUUCUAAUUUUUUAAGUGAUAUUCUAACCAGGCAAACGAACCCCGACAGGAAUUUUUACUAUAACUGUAACAACAUUGACUAUAACUUUUUGCCAAUUCAAAAAUGUGAAAAUAGGUAUAACAUGAAUGAGGAGGAUGACUUAGUAUGUGUACGUCCAUACAUCGAGGAGGAGCAGCGCCUACAGUGCGAUAAUUUAAUGACACUUAUGGAUAGUAGCAAUGGGGAGGUGACCACCGGGAGAGGACCAAACAUAAGGGAUGAUCAUUCCUGUGAGGGAGGUGAUCUUGUAUAUAAAUUUAAUUUGGACAAUGCAUUAUCCAACGGGAGUAGUAACCAAAAGGGAUGGCUUCAGAGCGGUAGUAACGGAGCGACCUGCGUAGAGCAGCCGAAUACCUUCAAUGUGCUGUACGGAAGUUCUACCAAUAUGAAUAGCAAUAAUACGCAGGGAGGCACAGACGGAAGGGGCAAUUCGAACCAUUCCUGGACAUAUGUGUCCAACGAGAAGCAUGAGGUAGGAGAAGACUUUAUAUGUUCAUACAACAGGAAUGAAACAUUGAACGCGAGGAAAUAUUUUCUAGAAAGUAAUAACACGGUUAGGAGCAAGGAGAGUCAUUUAAAAAACGGGGAGGAAUCAUCGGCAAGUAGUUCGGCUGAGGAGAGUGAAGACGACUUGGACGUGGAUAUGGACAUGGAGGGCGAAGAGGGAAAUAUCCCCACCAAUGGCGCGGCGAGCAGUGCCAUAAAUGACGACGAUAUUGAAAGGGACUCGAACAAUUCCGACCACGUAUACCUGUGCAAAAAUAUAAGCGCAAAGGAAAGAUUUAGAAAGUACAGAAUUCUGCAGAGCUUCAAGUCGUCCUACAUAGACGUGUAUGAAGAUUUACCACUGGCAUAUUCACGUGUGUAUGAUUAUGAAAAUUACGAAAAUUUAAGUAAAUAUUCAAAAAAAAAGUUCGUGGAAAACUCCAAAAUUAUAAGGGGAGAAUUUACUAUAACCGAUGCUUACUGCUUAUUUGUUAUAAAAAAUGAUGGUAAGUUGCUGCACUUAAUAAAUGACAUAAAAAAGAAGAACCUGCCAAUUGUCGUUUCAAGUUUGUUGCCAUAUGAACGAAAGGUAACUGUUGUCAAUAUGGAGGUCGAACGAAUGACAUCUUAUUCAGAGAAGGUGGAGUCAAAGGAGGUGUUCGAAAUUGUGUGCGGAUUUAGGCAUUUUAUAGGUUGCCCUAUUUUUAGUGAACAAAUUAUUAAGGGGAUACAAUCCAAGGGGAAAUAUGAGAAGCAUUUGAAGCACGGAAAGAAAUAUGUAGCUUCUAUUUUUGGUUUCACAACAGUAACAAAUGCCCCCGUUUUUUUGAUAAAGAAGAUUACUUCCUGGGGGAAUGGAAACAUAAACACAUACUCUUUAUCAGCACAGGCGGGUAAAUCCGAAAUGGGAUUAAUCGAGCAGAAUUGGGGUAAUACGAUACAUUCGGAAGGUUUCCACUACAAUGGAGAGGAACCUAAUGAUAUGCACACUUGUGGUGAUGCGUAUACGAAUUACGGUGGCGAUAGUGUGAAUACCACCCCUGUCAUUGUUGCACAUGGAAAGGUUGUCAGUUGUGACUGCAAGAGGAUAAUUAUGAAGAGAAUAAGUCUGUGUGGAGAUAUUUUUAAAAUUCAUAAAAAGAAAGCAGUCAUUCGAAACAUGUUUUAUAGGCCGGAGGACAUAAAUUAUUUUAAACCUGCCCAGUUACACACAAAAUUUGGAUUGACUGGAAAAAUACUGGAAUCUUUGGGUACCCAUGGGAAAAUGAAAUGCCUCUUUAGUAACGUUUUAAAACAGCACGAUAAGGUUUUUAUCUUUUUGUACAAACGAGUUUAUCCGGUGUGGUUUCCCCCCACGUGGGGCGGCGACCCUCACCUGGGCCCCGAUGAUAAGCCCGUGCAGCGCAAGCUGAAGGGGUGUGAAAUGUAA
Molecule: messenger RNA, 2976 nt
Organism: Plasmodium knowlesi strain H
Lineage: Eukaryota; Apicomplexa; Aconoidasida; Haemosporida; Plasmodiidae
Product: ribosome biogenesis protein TSR1, putative
Exons: 1
Coding region: 1-2976 (991 amino acids)
Biological process (GO): maturation of SSU-rRNA from tricistronic rRNA transcript (SSU-rRNA, 5.8S rRNA, LSU-rRNA); endonucleolytic cleavage of tricistronic rRNA transcript (SSU-rRNA, 5.8S rRNA, LSU-rRNA); ribosome biogenesis
Cellular component (GO): preribosome, small subunit precursor; nucleus
Molecular function (GO): U3 snoRNA binding; GTP binding; GTPase activity
Source: RefSeq, a predicted model, not a curated record